This is a messenger RNA of Hyla sarda, 4524 nucleotides long. Its product is annotated as bile salt export pump-like. The coding region runs from base 16 to 3882 and encodes 1288 amino acids. Gene Ontology annotation, cellular component: membrane. Gene Ontology annotation, biological process: transmembrane transport. NCBI's taxonomy places the organism in Eukaryota, Metazoa, Chordata, Amphibia, Anura, Hylidae. Gene Ontology annotation, molecular function: ABC-type transporter activity; ATP binding; ATP hydrolysis activity. The record is from RefSeq and is a predicted model, not a curated record. The transcript is spliced from 24 exons.
GACUCAUAAAUUGUGAUGUGUCUCCAGUUUAGGUUUGCCUCUUGCUCAGAGACCUGCCUGAUGGUCUUUGGUGGCCUUGCUGCUGUGAUCCAUGGUGCCGCUCAGCCGUGUAUGUUGCUUGUCUUCGGCAUGAUGAUUGACACAUUUAUAUUGUAUGAUGUGGAGUUACAAGAGCUCCGAGAUCCCAACAAGACUUGCAUCAAUAACACUAUCAUGUGGACAGAAGGCUCCUAUUAUAUAAGUAAUAAUCAGACAAUAAGCUGCGGUACGCUGGAUAUUGAAUUAGAAAUGACUAGGUUUGCUGCUUACUAUGCGGGCAUUGGGUGUGCUGUCCUUUUUCUUGGAUAUAUGCAAAUUUGCUUUUGGGUAACAGCGGCUGCCCGACAGAUUCAGAGAAUUAGGAAGCUUUACUUUCGUAAGGUGAUGAGGAUGGAGAUCGGGUGGUUCGACUGCACAUCAGUUGGAGAGUUGAACACCAGGAUGUCUGAUGAUAUCAACAAAAUCAAUGACGCCAUUGCUGACCAAGUGGGGAUCUUUAUCCAGAGAUUUACCACAUUUUUAGCCGGGUUCCUUUUGGGAUUUGUUAAUGGAUGGAAGUUGACUUUGGUGAUCAUAGCUGUGAGCCCGCUCAUUGGUGUUGGAGCUGCCCUGAUGGCCCUGGCGGUCGCAAAGCUGACGGGCAGAGAAUUACUGGCCUAUGCUAGAGCCGGUGCAGUUGCUGAUGAAGUUCUGUCUGGAAUUAGAACUGUAGCAGCAUUUGGCGGAGAAUUGAAAGAAGUGGACAGAUAUGAUAAAAAUCUUGUGUAUGCUCAGCGCUGGGGAAUCAGGAAAGGCGUCAUCAUGGGGUUCUUCACAGGAUACAUGUGGUUUAUUAUAUUCCUCUGUUACGCGCUGGCAUUUUGGUAUGGGUCCAAGCUGGUCCUUGAGGAGGAAGAGUAUUCCCCUGGAAACCUAUUACAGGUGUUUUUUGGUGUGUUGGUUGGUGCUCUUAAUCUUGGUCAAGCAUCUCCUUGCUUACAGGCCUUUGCAUCAGGACGAGGAGCAGCCACAAACAUAUUUGAGACCAUUGAUAAAGAGCCACUUAUUGACUGCAUGUCAGAAGAAGGCUACAAACUGGACAAGGUGAAGGGAGAAAUAGAAUUUCAUAACAUCUCUUUCCGUUACCCGUCCAGACCAGAAGUCAAGAUUUUAGACAAAGUAAACAUGAUCAUCAAGUCUGGAGAAACCACAGCAUUUGUUGGACCAAGUGGAGCUGGAAAAAGUACAACGAUACAACUUAUUCAACGAUUCUAUGAUCCUGAUGAAGGCAUGGUCACCUUGGAUGGACAUGACAUUCGCUCAUUAAACAUCCAGUGGCUGCGCUCUCUGAUCGGCAUUGUGGAGCAAGAGCCGGUCUUAUUCGCUACAACAAUUGCUGAAAACAUCCGUUUUGGUAAGGAUAGCGCAACUAUGGAUGAUAUCAUUACAGCAACAAAAGAAGCCAAUGCCUACAACUUCAUCAUGGACUUACCUCAGACAUUUGACACGUUGGUUGGAGAAGGUGGAGGACAGAUGAGUGGAGGACAGAAGCAGAGAAUUGCCAUUGCACGGGCCCUUGUCAGAAACCCCAGAAUCCUCCUCCUUGAUAUGGCCACAUCUGCUCUGGAUAAUGAGAGUGAAGCUAUCGUCCAAGAGGCCUUAGAUAAGGUUCGUUUCGGCCGCACGACCAUCUCCAUUGCUCAUCGGCUGUCCACUAUCAAAAAUGCAGAUGUCAUCAUUGGAUUUGAGCAUGGCCGGGCUGUGGAGAGAGGAACCCACGAUGAACUGCUGGAGAGAAAAGGAGUGUAUUUUACUUUAGUCACCUUACAGAGUCAAGGAGAUAAAGCUCUGACUGAAAUGGAGAAAGGAAAUACAGAAGGCAAACAAUUUGAGGAGCCCAAACUAGAGAAGGUUCAGUCCUUCAAGCGAGGCAGCUAUCAGUCCAGCUUACGCGCUUCUAUUCGUCAACGCUCAAGAUCCCAGCUAUCAAACAUAGUCCCUGACACUCCAUUUUUGACAGUACCAGAUACAUCUGAGGCUUUACAACAUUAUGAGGAGAAAAGCAAAGCUAAGAAGGAUAUUCUUAUUGAUGAUGAUGAUAAAGUAGAGCCGGCUCCGGUUGCCCGAAUCCUGAAAUACAAUGCCCCAGAGUGGCCGUACAUGUUAUUUGGUUCAUUUGGAGCUGCAGUCAAUGGCGCUGUCAAUCCUCUCUAUGCCUUGCUCUUCAGUCAGAUUCUUGGGACAUUCUCCCUACAAGAUGAGAACGAACAGAGAGAUCAAAUCAAUGGCAUCUGCGUCCUUUUUGUUCUUAUCGGAGCUGUAUCCUUUUUGACACAAUUCUUACAGGGAUACACAUUUGCAAAGUCAGGAGAGUUACUCACCAGAAGACUCCGUAAAAUUGGAUUCCACGCCAUGUUGGGUCAGGAGGUUGGUUGGUUUGAUGACCCAAGGAACAGUCCAGGAGCCUUGACCACAAGACUUGCAACAGAUGCGUCACAAGUACAAGGUGCUACUGGAUCACAGAUCGGAAUGAUUGUAAACUCUCUCACCAACAUUGGCGUAGCCAUCAUCAUUGCGUUUUACUUCAGCUGGAAGUUGAGUCUGGUUAUUAUGUGUUUCCUUCCAUUCCUGGCCUUAUCGGGAGCCCUGCAGGCUAGGAUGCUCACUGGAUUUGCUAACCAGGAUAAACAGGCAAUGGAAUCAGCUGGAAGGAUUUCAAGUGAGGCUCUUGGAAACAUUAGAACAAUUGCUGGAAUUGCCAAAGAAAAGAGAUUUAUUGAAAUGUAUGAGGAGCAGCUGGAGGAGCCCUACCGAUCGGCCAUCAAGAAAGCCAACGUCUAUGGACUGUGCUUCGGUUUUGCUCAAUGUAUUAUUUUCAUUGCUAAUUCGGUUUCAUACAGAUAUGGAGGAUAUCUGGUAGACGUAGAAGGACUUCACUACAGCUUUGUCUUUAGAGUAAUAUCAUCUAUUGUAACAAGUGGAACAGCUUUGGGAAGAGCGUCCUCUUAUACUCCAGAUUACGCCAAAGCUAAAAUAUCUGCAGCCCGCUUCUUUAAGUUGGUGGAUCGUGUCCCCAAAAUUUGUGUCUAUAAAGAUGAAGGGGAUAAAUGGAAUGACUUUAAAGGAAGCAUUGACUUUCAUGACUGCAAAUUCACAUACCCCACCCGUCCUGAUAUCCAAGUAUUGAAUGGACUAAAUGUGUCAGUAAAGCCGGGACAAACCCUUGCAUUUGUGGGAAGCAGUGGAUGUGGAAAGAGCACCAGCGUGCAGCUUCUUGAGCGCUUUUAUGAUCCAGACAAGGGCAAAGUUCUUAUAGAUGGUCAUAACUCCAAGAACAUCAAUGUUUCAUUUCUCCGAUCUAAAAUUGGAAUCGUGUCCCAGGAGCCGGUGUUAUUUGACUGCAGUAUUGCUGAUAACAUCAAAUAUGGUGAUAACUCUAGGAAACUGACCAUGGACCAAGUGAUGGAGGCAGCAAAGAAAGCACAGCUACAUGACUUUGUUAUGGGCCUACCAGACAAAUACGACACUAAUGUAGGAGCUCAUGGAUCUCAGCUCUCUCGUGGUCAAAAGCAGCGUAUCGCUAUUGCCAGAGCCAUUAUCCGGGACCCUAAAAUCCUUCUACUUGAUGAAGCUACAUCUGCACUUGAUACAGAGAGUGAGAAGACGGUGCAAGCAGCCCUUGACCGUGCCAGAGAAGGACGUACAUGUAUAGUCAUCGCCCAUCGACUGUCAACUAUUCAAAACUCGGACAUCAUUGCCGUCAUGUCUCAAGGAAUUGUCAUUGAGAAAGGAAAUCAUGACCAGCUAAUGGAGAAGAAAAGCGCAUACUACAAACUGGUCACAACCGGAGCACCUAUUAGUUAAUACUGUGUUGUAGUAGAAUAAAACAACUUGAUCCUACAAUGAUGAUAUGGACGUGACUAUAGCUCUCACUAUAUUUCAGGAAUGGCAUGUGGUCGUGAGGCUGUGCAGUCAUACUGUAUUACCGUAUUUGCUUGUACAGGGCAUUUUUGUAUUGACAGAAAAUAGACACAGAUGUGUGCUCAAGUGGGGCAGACAUGUACCAGCCAUGUCGUGCCAUCAGGAUUUACAUAUAUUUAUACACAUAGAUGGAGAAUAGAAUUUGCAAAUAUAUUAUGGGGAAAGAUGAAUGAAAAGUAGUUAUAGCUGUCGUCAGGCUGAAAAAACGUGAGGAUAUGAUAGUCUGUUAUAGGUACCAGUUAUCAUUGGAAAUAACUUUUACCCUAUUUUUCGCCAUAUAAGACGCACUUUUUCUUUAACAAAACUGGGGGGGGGGGGAAAGUUGGUACGUCUUAUACGGCAAAUACCUGUCCUAUCGCGGCGGUCCCUGUGGCCAUCAACGACCAGGACCCGCGGCUAAUACAGGACAUCACCGAUCGCGGUGAUGCCCUGUAUUAACCCUUCAGACGCGGCGAUCAAAGCUGACUGCCGCACCUGAAGCGAAAAUAACACUAACCCCGCUGUUCUGUUGGACUGUUCGGGACA